Molecule: messenger RNA, 851 nt
Organism: Suillus subaureus
Lineage: Eukaryota; Fungi; Basidiomycota; Agaricomycetes; Boletales; Suillaceae
Exons: 2
Coding region: 154-687 (177 amino acids)
Molecular function (GO): protein binding
Source: RefSeq, a predicted model, not a curated record
ACUGUGCGGGUGUGGGAUGCAAUCACGGGACAGCAAUUGGGUGAGCCCUUGGAGGGGCACACUAGUGAGGUCUUGUCAGUCUCGUUCUCACCGGAUGGUACUCGCAUCGCGUCUGGUUCUUUGGAUAAGACUGUGCGGGUGUGGGAUGCAAUCAUGGGACGGCCAUUCGGUGAGCCCUUGGAGGGACACACUAGGGAGGUUUGGUCAGUCUCAUUCUCACCGGAUGGCACUCGUAUCACGUCUGGUUCGGCAGAUAACACUGUGCAGCUGUGGGAUGCAGUGAAGGUGCAGCUAUCCCCCAUGUCCAGCGAGCCAGAUUCUUCCUCAUUUUCACUGCAUCAAAGCACUACACCUCCCACCCAACAAAGCCGUAUCAUGCCCACCAGCACUUGUAACGAUCACGUCAUUUCUUUCUCGUCCAGCCAAGGACACGCCCUGCCCAACCCCGCUGACCUGCUCGAACCUACUUCUUAUCAUAAUUCCAAUUCAACCCCUUUCUUGCUGCAGGCUGAUGGAUGGAUUAUGGGAUCUCAUCAUCGGCUUCUUUUCUGGGUACCUCCCGCUUCCCGACAUCCAUUUUAUACUCCUUGGACUUCAUUGGUGAUACCCAGAGGACAUCCCGAGCUUGAUUUGAGCCGCAUGGCACAUGGGACACACUGGUCGAGUUGCCGAGAUGCCUCCACGUAACAAUCAUUUUAUUGCUGCAACAUCAAGUGCACCGUUUUAUUCUUUGAUUCCUUGUCAAUUUCUAUACCCAGCACCGAACCUGAAUUUACGGUUGUCUGACUGACUGAUGUACUGUACUUAGAGGUGCACUAGUUAACAUGUACUACUUACUCUAGUCUCUAGAC